Molecule: messenger RNA, 2301 nt
Organism: Salmo salar (Atlantic salmon)
Lineage: Eukaryota; Metazoa; Chordata; Actinopteri; Salmoniformes; Salmonidae
Biological process (GO): regulation of transcription by RNA polymerase II
Molecular function (GO): DNA-binding transcription factor activity, RNA polymerase II-specific; RNA polymerase II cis-regulatory region sequence-specific DNA binding
Source: RefSeq, a predicted model, not a curated record
AGUAACCGGAAGUGAACCACAGUGACCAUGAACAAUUUCUACGUUAGCGUUUUUAUUGUUGUUAUUUAGACGUGUAACACCCUGGAUUUCAAAAUAUGACUAAUGUAACUGCACCGCAUCACAUAAUCACCCUAUAUAGUGUAUAAUUCGUGUUGGAGACGAUUUAGUUGAUAGAUGUUAUCUAGGUAACGCUAGCUGCUAACAAUGGCUAACUGUAUGGUGUUUCACACUCAAAUAGCCUCUAUAAUGGAGGUGCUAGCGAAUGCAGCCGUUGCAGAAAUCUGUAAACUCGUAGACGACGACUAUGCAGUGUUUCGUUUGGAAAUAACUCAAAGCCAGAAAGAAAACAGGGCAUUGCGGAGAAAACUACUGGAACUGAAGGUGGCACGGGAGCGCGCUGAGAGGACAAUGCCAGAGCGCGUCCUCGCCAUUCGUCCCAGUAGUGUCAAGAUCCUCGACCGAUACAGAGGAAUGGCAAGAGGUGAAGGACAUCGCACUGGAGGCUACAGAAGCUUUGUAAAGCCUAUGGGACACCAUACAUGGAGAGAUGACCAACCAAUCACUGUUAAUGAGGGGAGUGGAACCUCAACCCAGCACGUUAUCAUGACAGAGUCUGCAGAUGCAGAGGCUGCAGGUCCUGGAGUUAAGCUGGAGAGGUCUGAAGGAGAGGAGGACCCACGACACAGCACAGAUAUCCAGACUGGAUUGGCUGGAGUGCCCCCUGUAGCUAUGGAGGACCCCACCAUCGCCCCAGUGCAGCCUAGGACCCGAUGCAGCAUCACGGAGGAGGAGGAGGGUCCAGAGUUGCUGCUGGUGAAGGAGGAGGGGUGUGAAGAGGGUCUGGGGAACCCUGAGGGGACCAUGGUCAUGGAGGACAACCAGACUACACCUCCUGAACCCACAGAGGAACCAGCUGAGCAGCACAAGACCACACACAGUCUCACUGAGUCAGUAGACAUGGAGGAUGGGAAGCCUGAUCUGCUGCUGGUCAAAGAGGAGACAAUAGAAGAUGGACCAGAGAGCAUUGACCUGCUGAGUGGACUAAAGAUGGGGGAGCAAGGUGGUUGGCUGGAAGGUAACAGAGGAGACUGGCCGACCAUUUUGGAUUCUCAGACCCAGACUGCUGCAGCCAUGGGCCCAGGGGACGACAUCACUGAGCAGGCCAGGACCAGAGGUGACAUAGUGGAGGUCAGUGGAUGGGACAGUGUCCUCAACUCUGGACUGGGGAACAACACUGUUAACCACUACCAGAAACAGACAGUCGAACACAAAACAACAUCCGAAUUUAGUCUCCAUGACAACAGACUGGCUGAGACCAGGGCGAGGCAUAGAUUUGGUCCAUGGGGACUGGGAGGUAUCCAUAUGAGGCGGGAGAGAACAGAAACAAACUCUGCUAGCGAUGCUCCGUCCUGCUCCUAUAGUUGUGAUUCAGAGACACCUUUGGCGCCUCAGGUUAACCCCCUAACAGGUGCUGCCUUCAGCCUGCCUUCUAUAGGAUCUAUCAACUGGAACAUGGACCCUGCGACAACACAGACACUCCCCGGUCUUCGUCCUUCUCACAAUCUCCUAAUGUUAAACCAGACCUCAGACAAUGCCAGUGCUUCAACUUUAAAUGGCUACACAAGCCCAUUGACAAAUGACAGUAGUAGUGAUGCUAUCAGUAGAUACGGUGGCAAAGAGAAGCGCUUCCCGUGUUCAUUCUGUGGGAAAGCCUUCAGUUUCUGCAAACAGGUAGAGAUCCACCAAAGGAUGCACACGGGGGAGAAACCAUUCGGCUGCCACCUGUGCCAGGCCAGUUUUUCACAAUCGUCCAGCCUGAAGAGGCACCAGAGAGUCCACACAGGGGAGAAACCCUACAGCUGCCCCCAGUGCGAGAAGAGGUUCUCCCGCCAGCACCAGCUGAAGAUGCACCUGAAGGUCCACACAGGAGAAAGGCCAUUCGACUGUACUCACUGUGGGAAGAGGUUCUCAGAGAGGAGAUACCUCAAGAUGCACCAGCAGAAAAACCAUUCCACUAUAACAUAGGAAGUAACCAUUCCACUCGAUAGCUUCUGAUGCUAAGAUCAACCCCUGCAUUAAAGGUAGACGCAGCAAGAUGACAUAGAUGCAUAAAAUAAACAGCAGUUGUGGGUCAAUCAUUGAAGUGCAAGGCCCAGACAUUGUGUGAUAUACAGUUGAAGUCGGAAGCUUACAUACACCUUAGCCAAAUACAUUUAAACUCAGUUUUUCACAAUUCCUGACAUUUAAUCCUAGUAAAAAUUCCCUGUCGUAGGUCAGUUAGGAUCACCAAUUUAUUAUAAG